Messenger RNA from Ictidomys tridecemlineatus (thirteen-lined ground squirrel), 2071 nucleotides. It is a transcript of the gene Tmem53, whose product is annotated as transmembrane protein 53. The record is from RefSeq and is a predicted model, not a curated record. NCBI's taxonomy places the organism in Eukaryota, Metazoa, Chordata, Mammalia, Rodentia, Sciuridae.
GGGAGGAGGUGGAGACUGGGCGGUGCCCAGGAGGCGCCCCGGCGAGGCGCGGGUGCGCGGGUGCGCGCCAGAGGUCCGGCUGUAGGCCCGUGCUGAGGGCCGGCACCUUCAUCAUGGCCUGGGCUGACCUGGACUACACCAUCGAGAUCCCGGAUCAGCCCUGCUGGAGCCAGAAGAACAACGCCAGACAAGGUGGGAAGGAGGCAGGGCCGCGACUGCCUGUGGUGAUUCUCUUGGGCUGGGGUGGCUGCAGGGACAAGAACCUUGCCAAGUACAGCGCCAUCUACCAUGAAAGGGGCUGCAUCGUGAUCCGAUACACAGCCCCAUGGCACAUGGUCUUCUUCUCAGAGUCCCUGGGCAUCCCUUCACUUCGUUUGUUGGCCCAGAAGCUGCUUGAGCUACUCUUUGAUUAUGAGAUUGAGAGGGAGCCCCUGCUCUUCCACGUCUUCAGCAAUGCUGGCGUCAUGCUUUACCGCUACGUGUUGGAGCUCCUGCAAACCCAUCGGCGCUUCUGCCACCUGCGUGUGGUGGGCACCAUUUUUGACAGUGGUCCUGGUGAUAACAACUUGGUAGGGGCCCUGCGGGCCCUGGCAGUAAUCCUAGAACAUCAGCAUGCUUUGAUGCGCCUAUUGCUCCUGGUGGCUUUCACCCUGGUGGCAGUCCUGUUCCAUAUCCUGCUUGCUCCACUCACUGGCCUCUUCCACACCCGCUUCUAUGAUAAGCUACGGAAUGCAGAAUCCCACUGGCCUGAGCUCUACCUUUACUCGAAGGCAGAUGAGAUUGUCCUGGCCAGGGAUGUGGAACGCAUGGUGGAGGCACGCCUGGCCCACCGGGUCCUGGUACGCUCUGUGGACUUUGUGUCAUCUGCACAUGUCAGCCACCUACGAGACUACCCUACUUACUACACAAGCCUUUGUGUUGACUUCAUGCGCAGUUGUGUCCAGUACUCAGGUCCUACUCCAGAAAUAAAUGCCUGACCUCCCACAACCUAUGUCUGUCCUGGGGACUUCUAGUGGUCCUAGCGGGCAGGAAUGCCUGGGUAGGUUUCUGUGGAACCUUGUAGUUGAUUAUUCAAACAAGUGCACCAGUCAGGCAGCUGAUUCCUGUGGCAUUCAGCCUGUAAAGGGUUAAAAAAGCAGGGGAGGAGGGGAUUGAGGAUGAACCUCAGAGUUGAUUUAAAAAAAAAAAAGUUGUGAGGCUGGGGAAUGGCUCAAGUGGUAGCGUGCUCGCCUAGCAUGCGUGAGGCACUGGGAUCGAUUCUCAACACCACAUAAAAAUAAAAUAAAUAUAUUGUGUCCACCUAAAACUAAAAAAUAAAUAUUUUUAAAAAAUUGUGAUAAGAACCCUUAACAUGGGAUCUACUCUCUUAACAUAAAGUUCCAAGUAUAUGUAAUACACUUAUUAAAUAACACCUAUUGUUAACUAUAGGUGCAGUAUUAUAUAGAUCUCUAGAACUUAAUCACCUUGCACAAUGGAAACUUUAUACUUGUUGCCAGAGUUGAGUUGAUUUUCUGACUGGAAGGUGAGCUUUAUUGGGGAGGUGCCAGAGGGUAGGGUCAGACUAUGAAGGGGGCCCCUUUGAUCUCUGCUCCAGAAGGGCAAAGUCCCACAACAUAAAGCAUGAAUCCCACUUGCCCAUUCAUUCAGAGAAGCUUCUCUGACCUCAUAGCCCAGGAGUCUGAGGUAGAUGCCGGAUUAGCUGAGGAUGCAGGGGUUUGUGCUGCCCAGCUCCUCCACAUUUUGCUAGGAAGCCACUGUGUCUGGGAAAGUUGAGCUGUCUGUAAGGGGCAGCUGGAGUGGGAAGCAGUGAGACAGCAGUGCUACAGUAGGAGCUGUGGCAAGUUAACUCUGGAGUCCUAAAAACCAGAACCAGGGUAAAGGGAGUUUUGGCUGAAAUGAUACCAUCUCCUUGAAAGGAGACUCAUUUGAUACUCCUUUCAAGGAGAUGGUAUCAUUGCAGCCUGCAAGGUAAAGUGCCUUCAGCCUUACAAUUCUGUUCCAUCUAUCAUUCUGAGAGCCACUGCUACACAGUGCUGGCAUAUAGGUAUUCAAUAAAUAUUAGUUGAAUGAA